AUGGCGAAUAUGCUCAGUUCGACAUGGCGCUCCUUUUGGCAUACCAUGACAUCCUACGACCGGCAUGCCUCCCAUGAUUCUCCCUAUCGCACUGGCCAGCACGUGCCGCUCGGCCAAAGCCGCCAUGAUCCUCUCACUUCCAUCGCUACCAGCGCCGCCGACUCUCGCCCCGACCUCACCAACCCCUACGAUGACGAGUCCACUAAGGGCCUGGCUACUGCACAAUCUACCGAAUUCAACGGUUCCAACGAGCAAGCUGAUGGCCCUGAGAUUCAGAUGCAGAGUUUCCACGACGGCGCGCCGCCGCCUCCUCCGGUCGCACACUCCUGGCGAAAGAUUGAGCGCUGGCUCGAAAACAACUACGAGGAGCUGCUGGACAAUCUCGGCGAGGGGUGCACUCAAAAUGAUAUAAACGAAUUGGAGCAUGAGUUGGAUUGCAGCCUGCCCUUGGAAGUGCGCGAGUCCUUGAUGAUCCAUGACGGUCAGGAGCGGGGUGGUCUGCCUACCGGUGUCCUCUUCAGCUGUAUGUCGUUGGACUGUGAGGAGAUUGUCCAGGAGCGCAGGACCUGGAAGACUGUCAAUGAUGAAUUCCUCAGCAACUCGAUGGUUAACAGCGCCCCUGUUUCUAGCUCCGCCGCAGGCUCUUCGGCGGCGGCUGCCUCUCAACAGGGCAACCCUGGGUGGCGGAAUGAACUGCUCGAUCGCCAGGACUCUCAACCUCCCGGUGCCGUACAAAAGGCAUAUGCUCACCACGGUUGGAUCCCAGUUGCCCGUGACUGGGGUGGCAACCACCUUGCAAUUGACCUGGCUCCCGGUCCUGCUGGAAAAUGGGGCCAAGUUAUUAUCUUCGGCCGUGACUACGAUUGCAAGUACGUGGUUGCUCGGUCCUGGGCUGCUUUCUUGGCCACCUUUGCGGAUGAUCUCUGCAGCGGCAAGGUCAUCGUGGACGAAGAGACAAACGAGCUGCGGUUGAAGGAGUUCAAGUCGCAGAGUAAGUACGGCCGUCGCCCACCGCGCCGACGCCCCAACGGACCCGGUGCGAAUGGUUCCGGCAACCGCAACAGCAAGGAUUCCCCAUACGGUAGCCCGACUCGGGCUGAAGAGCGUGGUCGGUCACCCAACCGUUUCCCCAACCGCGGACCUGCACAGAGCCCCAAGACUCCGUUCGGCAUGUCGAGCCCUCUUGCUCGCGUGACCGAGGAAACCUCCAGCCCUAUCGGCACUGCGGGACCUGCCAUCUCAGAAGAUGCUCGGGAGCCCGGCACCAAGGAGGAGGAGGGGGAUCUGCUAGAGGUGGCCACCCCCCAGAUCUCCAACAAGGAGAAUGAAGGAUUCGAGAAGACAGAAACAAAGUCAACGGACACGGACAAGACCGAGACCGACGAUGCGGCAGGACCCUCGAAUGUCAUGGACUCGGAGGUCCUGGGAGAGAUGAAGAACGUGGCCAUUUAA
This is a messenger RNA of Penicillium atrosanguineum, 1452 nucleotides long. RefSeq names its product SMI1/KNR4 family protein. The record is from RefSeq and is a predicted model, not a curated record. The transcript is spliced from 4 exons. Bases 1 to 1452 code for a protein of 483 amino acids. Gene Ontology annotation, cellular component: mating projection tip. Gene Ontology annotation, biological process: regulation of fungal-type cell wall biogenesis; cell wall biogenesis. Lineage: Eukaryota; Fungi; Ascomycota; Eurotiomycetes; Eurotiales; Aspergillaceae.